This is a messenger RNA of Bacillus rossius redtenbacheri, 1979 nucleotides long. RefSeq names its product maltase A1-like. Bases 32 to 1786 code for a protein of 584 amino acids. The record is from RefSeq and is a predicted model, not a curated record. Lineage: Eukaryota; Metazoa; Arthropoda; Insecta; Phasmatodea; Bacillidae. Gene Ontology annotation, biological process: carbohydrate metabolic process. The transcript is spliced from 10 exons.
CCCCGGGCACGCCAGGCCACUCUCGAGCGCCAUGUUGAGUCUGCUGCUGCUCGCGCUGCUGGCCCGCUGUUCGGGCGUCUCCGUGGCCGACCCGAGCCUGGCCGAGGCGCCGCUGGACUGGUGGCAGAACAUCACCGUCUACCAGAUCUACCCGCGCUCCUACAAGGACUCGGACGGCGACGGCAUCGGCGACCUCAAAGGCAUCACUUCGAGGCUGGAGCACAUAAAGGAUGCUGGAUGCGGAGCGCUGUGGCUGUCGCCCAUCUACGCGUCGCCCAUGAAGGACUUCGGCUACGACAUCUCGAACCAGACUUUGAUCGAUCCCAUUUUCGGGAACCUGGACGACUUCAAGGCUCUGCAAAAGAAAUCCAAGGAACUCGGUCUGAAGCUGAUCCUGGACUUCGUGCCCGACUACUCCAGCGACCAGCACAUCUGGUUCAAGAAGUCCGUGAAGAAGAUCGACCCGUACACCGACUACUAUGUCUGGCACGACGGCAAGAUCGACAACGCCACUGGCAAGAGGACUCCCCCCAACAACUGGGUGAGCGCGUUCAAGGGCUCCGCCUGGGCGUGGAACGAGGAGAGACAGCAGUACUACUACCACGUGUUCACGGUGCAACAGCCAGACCUCAACUACAGGAACAAACACCUCGUGGAGGACAUGAAGGACGUGCUGCGCUACUGGCUGCGCCUGGGGGUGGAUGGCUUCCGCGUGGACUCCAUCCCGCACCUGUUCGAGGACACGCGCUUCCUGGACGAGCCGCUGACGCACACGCCCGGCCUGCAGCCCACGGACUACGACUACACGGAGCACGUGUUCACGCAGAACCUGCCCGAGACCUACGACAUGGUGCACCAGUUCCGGCGGGUGCUGGACGAGUUCCGGGCCGCGGACAACCACACCAGGUUGAUGAUGACCGAGGCGUACGCCAACAUCUCGCAGAUGAUGGGCUACUACGGCACUGACGAGAAACCCGGGGCCCACUUCACCUUCAACUUCCUCCCCAUAAUGCACCUGUCGCGCUCGUCCACGGCGCAGAACUUCUCUGACGUCAUCUUCGAGUGGCUGGACAACGUGCCCAAAGGCAGGUGGAGCAACUGGGUGUUCGGGAACCACGACCAGCCGCGCGUGGCCUCGCGGUUCGGCUCGGACCUGGCCGACGGCAUCAACACUCUGCUGACUCUGCUGCCGGGCACCGCCAUCUCGUACAUGGGCGAGGAGCUGGCCAUGACCAACACCUUCCUGACCUGGAACCAGACCGUGGACCCGCAGGGGCUUAACGCCGGGCCGCAGAACUACAGCUCGUUCAGCCGCGACCCGGAGCGCACGCCCUUCCAGUGGGACAACUCCACCAGCGCCGGAUUCUCCAGCAACCCGCGCACCUGGCUGCCCGUCAACCCCAACUACAAGACCCUGAACCUCGCGGCGGAGGCGGCGGCCCCGACCAGCCACUACAAGGUCUACCAGCAGCUCAACCAGCUGCGCAGGUCCCGCACUGUCCAGAGGGGGUCGCUGACGGUGCGCGUGGUCUCCGAGUGGGUGCUGGCCUUCACCAGGGAGCUGGCCGGCGAGGACACCGUCCUGGCGGCAGUGAACCUCGGUCCCUCGGAGUCCACAGUGGACCUGACCCAGCACUUCUCGGGUCUCCCGCAGAUGGCAACUGUGGCCACGGCGAGCGUCAACUCGGGACUGCGACGAGGUGACAAAAGCAGCCCAGCAUCCUUGAAACUUAAGGGCAAGGCAACUGUCGUGUUGACCUCUGGACAGGUGUCUGGAAGCUCUUGAAAGACCAUUUCAAUUAGGAGAAGAAGGUUGAAAAUAAAUAUUCAAUUGGAAGACGCAAUCCUAGCAAAAUAAAUAAAUUCUUUCAUAAAAUCUUAUAAUAUUUGUAAUACAUUUUUACAUGCAUUAUUGUAAGAUUUCUUGUAAAAUGUCUAUUGUAUGUGGAUUUUCCAGAACUUAUUAAAAUUCAAUAUUA